Messenger RNA from Aspergillus sclerotioniger CBS 115572, 2660 nucleotides. Its product is annotated as putative signal transducer. Gene Ontology annotation, biological process: regulation of DNA-templated transcription; chromatin remodeling. NCBI's taxonomy places the organism in Eukaryota, Fungi, Ascomycota, Eurotiomycetes, Eurotiales, Aspergillaceae. Gene Ontology annotation, molecular function: ATP-dependent H2AZ histone chaperone activity. Gene Ontology annotation, cellular component: nucleus. The coding region runs from base 264 to 2546 and encodes 760 amino acids. The transcript has 2 exons. The record is from RefSeq and is a predicted model, not a curated record.
AUAGGACAUCCAUAAUCUGAGCUUUACUACCCUGCCCUUCUCCUCCACCUUGGAUCUAUACAAAUGGUUAUCUGAGGCGCUACUACCCUCUAUGGCAUUCUAGAAUAAUUAAAUGGAUAACAGUAUCGGAACGUGUUACGCCCCGUCGAUCCCAUACGCGCCUAAUACGACUCGCGUACCAUCGUGAUUUUACGGUCGGCAUCCGAUAGACAGUUGAUAUCCCUCUUUCGCUGGAGUCAAAUCCAGUCUCAUCCUUACGAAGAAUGGCAGACGACCAUGAGAGCCCCUCCUCCGUGGAAGCAGCGCCGGUAGAAUCGCUCAUCCAGGGGCGUGCAAAGCGAAGCACUGCUGGACUUCAUAUGUCAGCCCUCUUGGAUGCCGCUGCAGACGAUGACCUUGCGCUCUUGUUCGAGGAAGUUGAGGAUGAUAAUGAGUUUGCAAUCGAAGCAGAUGAGGAAGGGGGGGAAGAGGAUGAUAUGCGUUUUGAAUCUUCCUCGGACGAUGAGGAUGACCAAGGACCUGACUCCCGGGCGGAUGAAAUGGAGGGCGAACAACAACUACAGAAGGAGGAGCGACAAGAACGAAAGAAGCGCAGGGCACAAGAAGAUCUUCGAUUCAAGAUAACCAGCAAGAAGGUCAAAAUCGAUCCUACCGCCGUGUCCGCAGUGCCUGCUCCUCGCCCGAAAAAGAAGUCAGAACGUAUCUCAUGGAUUCCCACGCCGGAGGAAGGGCCCACGCGAUCGUCCUCUCGUCGCCAGACUAUGCAGAACAAAGAACUUACGCAUGCACGGCUCAAAGAUAGCGAAGAAAAGCGCAUCCGCCUCAUAGCGACAAUGGAGGAAGCAGCCAAAAGAAAAGCCCAGUUCAAGCCGAAGGAGAUGACGCAAGCCGAGCGUCUUGCGGAAGCUGAAAGAGUGGAAAGACACAACAGCAAAAGUCUCAACCGGUGGGAGGAAAUGGAAAAGAGGAAGGCUGAAGAAAGACUAGCAAAAAUCGAAGCCCUUCAGAACCGCCGCCUUGAAGGCCCAGUCAUGUCGUAUUGGAGUGGCAUAGCGACCUGGGUUAAUGGUCGCUUAACGCGCAUCGGCAAAGUCGAGGUCACGCCAAAACCAGAGAAGGAGGACAAUGCACGCAGGAAAAGCAAGAAGAUGGACAAAGAAAGCAAAAAUGUGAUAGAGCAAAAACCGACCGAGAAUGCUGCUGCUGCUGGGCCUGCCACGUUGCAAACAGCCCCUCCUCCCACCCAGACUGAGGAUUCUACGCUACCACAAACAUCUGGCGACGGAGGGCUUGUCAAGCAAAACCAAGAACCUGGACAACAGCAACAACAACAAACAAUUUCUGAACCCAGUCAAGACAAUGGCGCAAUACCGCAAGACAAACCCGCUGAUACAAUAGUGGAGGCUCCUGCGUCCUCUCAUGCGCCUGCGGAGGCUGCUGCUGAUCCUGUCCAGCCAUCCACAUCUGCGCUCAACGAUGGGUCGGGUACAGAGGCAGCGCCAGACACGGCUUCUCCAAAGCCCGAGCCUGAGAAGAUUGAGGGAGCUGUCGAGGCUCAGGCUACAGAUGCAGCUCCACAGGAGGGAACUGCAGAUGAAAGGCCGGGCGCACAACAACCAGAUGAGACGCCUACACACGCAGCUGAAGCUCAACAGUCCACGUUGCAGGUGUCUGGUGAGAACUCGACUAUUGAGUCCGAGAAGCAACCCGACCCUCCAUCUGCGGAAGUGAAAUCAGGUGAAGAAUUGACAAAAUCAGUCCCUGAGUCACCUGCAGCCACUCAGCCUGUUUCUGAGGCUGCUGCUACGGCACCACAGCAGCUUUCCCCUACUGCAGCCCCGGAUGCUGCCGAUGCCCCUCCACCGGCCGCCCUGCAAGAGACUACACCAACGUCAACACAAUUGAGACAAGAGGCUCCGGGAAUACAUGUAGACCAGCCAGCUGUCUCAAAUGAAGAGACUUCACAACCACAGGUCCCAGAGGUUCCUCCAGUUAUAGAGCAAACCGGACGAAACCUUACGGUGUUGGAAAACUUCGAUGACAAGACUGCCCACAGUCGCGAGUUCAGUAUCUAUUUCAACGCAAAGAAACCUGCUAGGCUAACGAAAAUUUCGUCUUCGCUCUGCGUUAUUACAUCACUUCCCUCGCGCUACCGGGACCCCGAAACGUCCUUGCCCUUCGCAAACUCCUACGCUUACAAUGAAAUCCGGCAUACCGUGGCGCAGAAGUACAGUUGGAGCCCAAUGCUUGGAUGUUACAUUGGUCCUGUCGGGGUUGCUGCGCGAGGAGUUCCGGCGCGGUUUCUCGGUGGUGCUGAAGCAGAAGAAGAACCUAAAGAAGAAGAAGAAGAAGCUAAAGGGGAAGCUAAAGAGGGCGAGCAGAGUGAUAAGAACGGUGGCAACGAAGCUACUACGAACAAGACCGAGAGCGAACCAAAAGCUCCCUCUGGCGAUGCGUCCACUACGUCUACCUCCAGUCCCUCGGCUGCAGCUGCACCCACACCCGCUGCGGCUACCGCGGGCGAUCCGAUGGAAAUUGAUACAUGAUUGUAGCAUCCUGGAUGCGAGGUCGGAAAAGCCGAAUGGAUUGUUCAGUUAUUAUUUAUUGUACCCUGUCAAAGAUACCCACUUCAAUUAUAUCUAUAUCUCCAUGUCUCGCGC